Drosophila suzukii is the source of this 2945-nucleotide messenger RNA. RefSeq names its product ankyrin repeat and SAM domain-containing protein 1A. The record is from RefSeq and is a predicted model, not a curated record. Gene Ontology annotation, cellular component: cytosol. NCBI's taxonomy places the organism in Eukaryota, Metazoa, Arthropoda, Insecta, Diptera, Drosophilidae. Gene Ontology annotation, molecular function: protein binding.
GUUUGGUUGUUUCCCAACACUGGCCCUGGCUAGAUCGGCGCUGCACGUAAAUAAAGUUUAGUCCGUAACUUUAUUAAUUGCUUAUCGCGGAGGCAAACAAGUUGAUCGUUUAUGGCUGUACACUUUCGAAACGGACGUCGUCAUAGCCGAUACCUAGUCUUGGAGGAUCCGGAGGAGCAAUGGGCAAGGAUCAGCACUUGCUGGAGGCAUCGCGAGGCGGCGACAUUAAGACGGUGGACAAGCUGCUGGAGCACUCGAGCAAACGUCAUGGGCCGCUGUCCAGCUUUCGACGCAGUCCCAGCAUCAAUUGCCAGGACAUGAAUGGAUAUACCUCGCUGCACCACGCCUGUCUGAACGGCCAUAGUAACAUUGUGCGGCUUCUCCUAUCCCACAACGCUUUAUUGGAUGUUCCCGAUAUCCGGGGCUCUACGCCCCUUUUCCUGGCCGCCUGGGCGGGCCACCAGGACAUCGUCAAGAUGCUGCUGAUGCAUACUCCCACUGGUGCCAAUCCCAACGCCCAGACCAUCGAGAACGAGACGCCCCUGCACUCGGGAGCCCAGCAUGGUCACAAUGCCGUGGUGGCCAUACUGCUGUCCUAUGGCGCCGAUCCCGCUAUACGCAACAAUAGCUUUCAAACAGCUCUGGAUUUGGCUGCCCAGUUUGGCCGCCUGCAGGUGGUGCAGACCCUGCUGCGCGUUUAUCCCGACUUGAUAUUGCCAUACAGGCGAUUUGAGGCGGAAGAGGAGGAGCUGCUGGGCUCGCCCAUCAAGCACAUCUUCACGCAUACUUGCCUGCACCUGGCCAGCCGGAAUGGGCACAAGAAGGUGGUGGAAACGCUGCUGGCAGCCGGCGUCGAUGUUAAUAUACUCACCCACGCGGGCAGCGCCCUCCACGAGGCCGCUCUCUGUGGCAAAAAGUCCGUGGUGGUAACUCUGCUCAAGGCCGGGAUCUACGUGUACGCCACCGAUGGGAACGGACGCACAGCCCUGGACAUUCUCUCAGAUUAUCCGCCACAUGUGACCUACGACAUUGUGGGCGCCAUCACCGAGUUCACCCAAGCAGCGAGGGAAAUGCAGAAGCCAGUUGUUGUGGAAAACGGCACACAGUCGCUGCCGAAGCGGUUGUACGAGAAGAACUCGCAGCGACUGAGGCUGCCGCCCAGGCAGAGGAAAAAGCCAGAUCAUCAAGUCAACGGACUUUCGCACUCUUUAAGCUCGCUGGACGUUUUCGGCAAGACGCCGGAGAACUACCUACCAAUGAAGCCCAUUGUGCAGCAGAGGUCCUGCGACAACAUGGACGACAUUCGGUCGGAUGGCGGAGAUCUGUGGAUCAGCUACAAGCCGGUGUAUAAGCAACCCGUCCUGCCCAGCUUUCGGACUGGCAACGAUAUCUCCAACGGAUCGGUCCCUUCGAGAUCGUAUGAGUACAUUAAUCUGCUGAAGAACGACUCCACCAGCGACGAUAACUCAGCCAGCACCAGUAACAACUCAGCGGUGCGUCAACCAGCGGUGGCUUCGUAUGUGGAGAUGACGCUGCCGGCUCCUCCAGUUCCUAAACCACGCACUCGAAUAAACGGCGAAUACAACGACUAUGCGAAUCUGGUGCCAAUAGAAGAAGACAGUGGCGCGACAUCUGUGGAUAAUAACAAUAACAAUAAUGGUAAUGGCAGCAAACUGCGAUUGGUUCGACAUUCACCCACGCCGGAUUAUCCGCCACCCACGGUGACAGAGGCGGAGCGCACAAUCUUUGACUUCAUGCAGCCGGCUACGCUGCGGAAAGAUAGCUUACUGGAGUCGGGGGAAUCCCCGCGGACCACCAACUCGAUGGGUUCCGACCUGGUGGAGGAGUACGUGGCUGAUAAUCCCUUCGCUGGACUCUUUAAGGGAUCCACUUUAAACUUGUCCUCGGAUGUGGUGGAUGGCAAAGGAUCUGGGCCAGGGGAUCGGGAGUUUCUGCGAUCGCCCAGCAUGGUGAGGUCGGCACAUGCCCAAAACCAUCGACGUAGCCUGUCCAGGCAGAGAUGCUCUGCAUUGGGAGAGGACUUUAGCGCCUCUCGAGAGUGGGCCGAGAUCGAAACCAUUUUUGAGAACAUUGGCACCGAAGUGUCUACGGUGGAUCAGGCCGAGGAGUUGAUCAAAGACCAGCCAAGUCUGUCCUUGGAAGAUUCUCGACAGUCCUUGCACAUACGGGAUCCGGUUGAAUUGCUGCUGGGCAGAAAACAGGGCUCCGCUUCCAACUGGUGUCACUCGCCAUACACACUGAUCUAUGGCGAAAUUCGAUAUUCUCUGUUUUAUCUAGGCUCGACUGUAAUUCGCAAGUUGCAGGGCACCCUUUCAACACGCAAAUCCAUCCUAAAACUGAAGAUCGAUGAGACCAUGAAGUCGGCGGCGAGUGUCAGUGAUUUCAGUUUGCUCGAAAACUGCACCACUUCCACAAAGUAUCUGAAAGCUGCUAAUCUCCCGACGCGCCUGAAUGUGGACAUUGCUGUCUCCUGCGUCGGCGUCAAGUUCAUAGAUCAUGAGAAAAAGACUGCAUUUUGCUGCCAUGACAUUGAGAACAUCAAUUGUGUGUGCCAGGACUCGGAAGAUAUGCGCUACUUUGCCUACAUAACCAAAGAGCAGAAUCUGCAUUAUUGUCACGUAUUUAUGGUGGAUAGCUUGGAGCUGGCCAAGGAAAUCAUUAUGACUCUGGGACAGGCCUUUGAGGUGGCCUACCAGUUAGCUGUGAGCAGAUAGGGCGCGCCCUUAAACAAAGAGUGCUAAGCCAUGGAAGUGCCACAACUGCCACCGAGCGGUGUUUAUUAUUUAUUUCAUUGCAUUUCACGUGUAAAUGUUUUUUUCAUUUGCUAGUCGUUGAUGCCAUCUCGAUGCAGGCUUUGCUUCACAAAAAGCAGCUCACAUGUUAAGUAUUUGAGAGUUUUUAAAUAAAUUUAUAUCGAAUUAUCA